Cloeon dipterum is the source of this 942-nucleotide messenger RNA. RefSeq names its product NADH:ubiquinone oxidoreductase core subunit S3 (gene ND-30). The coding region runs from base 81 to 878 and encodes 265 amino acids. The transcript has 5 exons. The record is from RefSeq and is a predicted model, not a curated record. Lineage: Eukaryota; Metazoa; Arthropoda; Insecta; Ephemeroptera; Baetidae. Gene Ontology annotation, molecular function: NADH dehydrogenase (ubiquinone) activity.
CCACAACCAUGGACGGUGCUGCUCUCUGGCCUCUCUGAUUCGUGUCUAACUCUGAUCAGGCACAGGCAGUACGGUAAAAAAUGGCCUCCGUGCUGAGACAGGUGCUGAAUUUUGCACCGAGAGUGCUGCUUAGGCCGCUGGUGCCGAAAUCUCCGGCUACAGCGGCCCUUGCGACCCAGCAGUUCAGACUGAAGACCACGGAUGCUGCUCCGGCUCCAGAAACUAGACCGACUGUCAGGAAGCCCGACACAGCUGCGAGGACCCAGCUGAUCGACUUCGGAAAGUAUGUGGCCGAGUGUCUGCCCAAGUUCGUGCAGAAGGUGCAGUUCACGGCCGGAGAUGAGCUCGAAGUGCUGGUCGUGCCAGAGGGCGUUGUCCCUGUGCUGCAGUUCCUCAAGGACCACCACAGUGCGCAGUUUGUCAACCUCGUCGACAUUGCUGGGGUCGACGUUCCAAGCCGGCAGUACCGCUUCGAGAUCGUGUACAACCUGCUUUCCUUGCGGUACAACUCUCGCAUCAGGGUGAAGACCUACACUGAUGAGCUAACUCCGAUCGACUCGGCCAAUGAUGUAUUCAAGGCUGCCAACUGGUACGAGAGGGAGAUCUGGGACAUGUACGGCGUGUUCUUUGCCAACCACCCCGACCUGAGACGCAUCCUCACUGACUAUGGUUUCGAAGGCCACCCCUUCCGCAAGGAUUUCCCCCUCAGUGGCUUUGUCGAGGUGCGGUAUGACGAUGAAAAGAAGAGAGUCGUGUGCGAGCCCCUUGAGCUUGCCCAGGAAUUCCGAAAGUUCGAGCUCUCCAGCCCUUGGGAGCAGUUCCCCAACUUCAGGGGGCCCCCAGCUUCUGAGGAGAUCCCAACCCAGGAGAAGAAGUGAAUUGGUGUGCAGAGUUAGUUGCGAAGAAUGUGUAAAGAACUGUUAUAAACCUACGUUUAGAAAA